AUGCCGGAUAUCCAGAAACUGUCCUUAGACGAACUGUACACGUCUGAGAAAAAUGGCAACGAUGAAACUGGAGAUGGCUCUUCCGAAAACCCCUUCAAGACUAUCUUACAAGCAAUGCGGCACGCUGGAAAAGAACCUUUUCCCACCAUAUACGUCGACUCCAAAGAAGAGGGUGGUAAAUACGAUGUUGCAGCUAAAUCACAAUUAAAGAAAAUACAAAAAAUAUGGGUUAGAGAGAUGCAUAAAGCAAACAACAAAGAAAAAUUGGAAGAAGAAAAGGAAGAGAAAAGACGCCAGAAUUUAGAGGAAGCUAAGAAGAUAGUUAUUAAAGAAGACCCCUCUUUACCAAAGGCCAUUACUGUGAAAAUACUUAAUGCUGGAGAAUACCGAGGUCAGAGAAUUUGCAUCCGUGGUUGGGUUCAUCGUAUGAGAUGUCAAGGCAAAGCUCUCAUAUUCUUAACUGUAAGGGAUGGUACUGGUUAUAUGCAGUGUGUACUCCACGGUGCACUCUGUCAAGUUUAUAACGCCCUUGUACUUUCAACCGAAUCUUCUGUGAUCAUGUAUGGAAAACUUGAAGCUGUACCGGAAGGACAAACGGCACCAGGAGGUCAUGAGUUGACGGUGGAUUAUUGGGAGCUAAUUGGUCUAGCACCAGCUGGUGGUACUGAUGCAGUUCUCAAUGAAGAAGCUCAUCCUGAUGUUCUACUGGACAACAGGCAUAUAGCAAUCCGUGGUGAAGCGACCAUAAAAAUACUUCGCGCACGUGCUUUAGUGACUCGCGCCUUCCGGGAACAUUUUAACUCAAGAAACUACACAGAGGUAACACCACCCACUAUGGUCCAAACGCAAUGUGAAGGUGGCUCAACUCUCUUCAAGUUUGAUUAUUUUGGACAACAAGCUUAUCUGACGCAGAGCUCUCAGCUUUAUUUAGAAACGUGCCUCGCGUCGUUAGGUGACGUCUAUUGUAUAGCGCAGAGUUACAGAGCAGAACAGUCCCGUACUAGAAGACAUCUGGCAGAAUACAGCCACGUUGAAGCAGAAUGUCCUUUCAUAUCUUUUGAUGAACUGCUGGAUAGGAUCGAAGAUCUGGUUGUGGAUGUUGUUCAACGUGUUCUAGAUUCACCAGAAGGGAACCUUGUUCGUGAGCUCAACCCUAGCUUCCAGCCUCCUCAGAAGCCUUUCAAACGCAUGACUUACAUUGAGGCAAUUGAAUACUUGCGUGAGAACAAUAUUACUAAGGAAGAUGGGUCAUUCUAUGAGUUUGGAGAGGACAUCCCAGAAGGUCCAGAGAGAAAGAUGACGGAUAAAAUUGGGGUGCCCAUACUUCUUUGCAAGUUUCCAGUUGCAAUCAAAUCAUUCUAUAUGUCGAGAUGUCCUGAAGACGAGCGUCUUACUGAAUCUGUGGAUGUAUUGAUGCCGGGUGUUGGUGAAAUUGUUGGCGGAUCAAUGAGGAUAUGGGACAAUGAGGAACUAUUAAAAGGAUAUGAACGUGAGGGCAUUGACCCUUCCCCAUACUACUGGUACACCGAUCAACGCAAGUUCGGUUCCGUUCCUCACGGUGGUUACGGCCUUGGCUUGGAGCGCUUCCUAUGCUGGUUGCUGGACAGAUACCACAUUCGUGAAGUCUGUCUCUACCCACGUUUCCUCGACAGAUGCACCCCUUAA
This is a messenger RNA of Danaus chrysippus (African queen), 1665 nucleotides long. The record is from the annotation of a GenBank genome assembly. Lineage: Eukaryota; Metazoa; Arthropoda; Insecta; Lepidoptera; Nymphalidae.